Molecule: messenger RNA, 2397 nt
Organism: Plutella xylostella (diamondback moth)
Lineage: Eukaryota; Metazoa; Arthropoda; Insecta; Lepidoptera; Plutellidae
Source: RefSeq, a predicted model, not a curated record
AUGUCUCCACACGUUUCACACUUAGUAUUUUUAAUUCUUAACCACUUGACUCACCACUCCCUCUUACCCUCAGCACGGCGGAAGAACUGUGUCUCCGCGGCCGAGGGUUCCUCCGUGCUGCUCCACCAGAGCAACCUGACUCGACUGACGGCGCACGCCAUCCACCACGCGGGCUACCACCUGCACCUCGUGCAGCACAUAUCCAUAAUGGACGCACCAAACCUAGAGCACAUUGUAGUUGAAGAUCUAACCAAGAUGCCGAAUCUCCAAUCUUUGUUCAUAACGCAGGCGCCGCGCCUGCGCCGCGUGCCCCCCUUGCCCCCCCUGCCCGAGCUGCGCACAUUUAUAAUCACGACUUCAGGACUAGUCGAGGUUCCCAACCUGAGCCACGUCCAUGACAAGACCACGUCCUACCUGCAAGCUGUAGACCUGGAGGGCAACCACAUCGCGCGCCUGCCGCCGCACGCGCUGCGCAUCCGCGCUGACCAAGUAUCACUCAACUACAAUUUGAUAGAGGAGGUGCCAGCAUUUGCCUUCAAGAAUGCACAAAUAUCGAAGCUGAGUUUCAGGGGCAAUGCGAGACUGAAAAGGAUUGAUGAACAAGCCUUUGCGGGAAAUUUACUCCUUAGACAACUGGACCUCAGCAGCACCACAAUAACGUCACUGCCAACGAAAGGACUGGAAAAAUUAGAAAUAUUACGAAUAGAGAAAACGCCCACACUGAAGUAUAUCCCGUCCAUAUACGAGUUUCAGAACUUGGAGAAAGCGUACCUGACGCACCACUUCCACUGCUGCGCGUUCGCGUUCCCCGAGCGGCACGACCCCGCCAGACACGCGCUGUUCGAGACACAACUGUCUAUCAUGGCCGAGAGAUGCGACAAUAGAGAUGGGCAGUCCCCAUCACCCCCCGCAUCGAGGAGGCGAAGACAGCUGGACUCAAUCUCAAAAGAAGAGUCAACAGAAGACGGCGACGACCCUCCCCCACUAUCCGAGCAAUCCGAGGAGUACGUGUCUGACAGCGGCAGCUUCGAGGACUACGAGCAGGGCGGCUUCCACGAGCCGGUGAACGACACGCGGCGCGGCGGCGCCGUGUUCGCCGAGUGCGGGAACCUUAGCUUGAGCCGUCGCCAAGUGGAAUGCACUCCCCAGCCGGACGCUCUAAACCCCUGUGAGGACGUGAUGGGGUGGGCGUGGCUGCGCGCCAGCGUGUGGUUCGUGGUCGCCGCCGCCGUCGUCGGCAACCUCGCCGUGCUAUUGGUCCUUCUCUCCAACCACAACGAGCUCACUGUGCCGAGGUUCCUCAUGUGCCAUCUGGCAUUGGCUGACCUCUUCACCGGAUUAUAUCUGUUUAUGUUGGCAGUCGUCGACCUGAGGUCUUAUGGGGAGUUCUUUAAUUACGCUUAUGAUUGGCAGUACGGGGUUGGAUGCAAGAUUGCAGGGUUUUUGUCUGUGUUUUCGGGGCAGCUGUCAGUGUUCACACUUACUAUAGUGACGUUGGAGCGAUGGUUCGCGAUAACCUAUGCUAUUUAUUUGGAGCGCCGUAUUUCUCUGGCGUCCGCAGCUAAAAUUAUGACUGGCGGAUGGGUGUUCUCUUUCAUAAUGGCAGGGCUACCGUUAGUUGGAGUAUCUGACUACUCUUCGACCUCCAUCUGCCUGCCAGUCGAGAGCGAAGUGGUCGGCGAUGCAAUCUACCAGGGGUCCUUGUUUAUGACUAACGCCUUGGCUUUUGUCACGAUAGUCAUAUGUUACGUGCAGAUCUACAGAUCUCUAGGCGGGGGAGGGGAGAGCUACGGGGGCAGGGGGGCGGCGGCUGCGGCUGAACGGAAGAUUGCCAACAAAAUGGCUUUGCUAAUCGGGACUGACUUGCUGUGCUGGGCGCCUGUAGCGUUCUUCGGAGUGACAGCCCUAGCAGGGGUACCAUUAGUCGACGUCAGUCACGGGAAGGUCCUCAUAGUGUUCUUUUAUCCUCUAAACGCGUGCGCUAAUCCGUUCCUCUACGCUAUUUUAACGAAGCAGUACAGAAGGGACUUGCUGACUCUGAUAGCGCGGAGUGGGAGGUGCAACUGGGUGAUAGAGAAGUACAAGCUGGCCACGACGCCGCCCCCCACGGCCCACACUCACGCCUCCACGCCUGGCACGAUGGUGCCGCUCGUUGAGUCCUCUUAUAGAAGGAGUCAGUCUCAGACUACUAAAGAAUCUAAUCUCGAAGAAGGCGCGUCGGCCUUGGUCUAGUUUUAAGUCUGUUUGUGUGGUGGGGAAACCCAUGUGGAUAUUAUUUAUGUUAGGUAUGUAAUUAUGUAAGGAUGUUUUCAUAUUUAUAGUUUAAGAAUGUUGAGAAUGAAUGUGAAGAGUUAUUUAUAAAACAACAAUAGUCAAUAAAUUAAUUGAUUUAUUUUA